Messenger RNA from Oryzias latipes (Japanese medaka), 2470 nucleotides. The record is from RefSeq and is a predicted model, not a curated record. Lineage: Eukaryota; Metazoa; Chordata; Actinopteri; Beloniformes; Adrianichthyidae.
GCCCAGACAAACCUGUUCUUUUAUCUAAGAUAGUGGCCUUUACUCCACUUUCCAGCCCAAAACCAGAGGCCCAUCGCCAUAAAAACCCAAGUACUUCUGCAGGAACUAUUUCAGGGCACAGCCACAUGCAUGACAGCUGUCACCACGGCCACGAUGGCCACACUCACAGCCACGGGCCGAGAGCAGCAGCGUUUGCCGGGAUGGGUAACCUGUACACGCCAGCCUAUGGGCACCCGGACAAAAGCAUGGAUCAGAUGAUGGAUGUUGUUCAGCAGCCGAAAAAACGGUCACACAUGGACGACAGCAGCAGCUGGGACAUCGUGAAAGCAACACAGUUUGGGAUUCUUGAGCGCUGUAAGGAACUGGUGGAAGCAGGAUAUGACAUCAGGCAGCCGGACAAGGAAAACGUCACCCUUCUGCACUGGGCAGCUAUCAACAACCGCACCGAGUUGGUCAAAUACUAUAUUUCCAAAGGGGCCAUCAUUGAUCAGCUCGGUGGAGAUCUCAACUCGACUCCCCUUCACUGGGCCAUAAGGCAGGGCCACCUCCCCAUGGUGAUCCAGCUGAUGAGAUAUGGAGCAGAUCCUUCAAUCUCAGAUGGAGAAGGUUACCGUGGUCUCCACCUGGCCAUCCUCUUCCAGCACAUGGCUGUAGCUGCUUACCUUAUGGCUAAGGGACAGGAGGUGGAUGGGCCUGACUGUAAUGGACAGACUCCGCUGAUGUUGGCAGCCCAGAAGAUUAUUGGGCCAGAACCCACAAACUUUCUCAUCAAGAACAACGCCUCAGUGAGUGCUGUGGACAAGGUGAACAGGAACACGCCCCUGCAUUGCGCAGUUCUGGCGGGAAAUGUGGAUGCUGCCCACGUGCUGCUGGAGGCUGGAGCAAGUGUGGAGGCAGAAAACAUAAAAGGUCACACGCCCAUUGACCUGGCCCACCAAGUGCACAGCCCGCUGCUGAUCCACAUACUCAACCAUGUCAAACAGGAGAGGAUCCGCUCCAAUUCCCGCUGUGCGCGGAUCGUCAACAGAUAUAGGGCUUUUCUUCACCUCUUGUACUGCAUCGCUGUGUUUGGAAGCGUUGGCGCCAUCUUUGAUUUGAACUCAGAGUCAUGGUUACUCAAAGCAAUCCUGUUGGCCUGUGUCAUCGGCGUAAGCCAGCUGAUCUCAAGGACUUUCCAGAGUUCCAACUUUCAGUCUCUGCUACCAGCUUCAGCUCUGAUGGCUUCAGUUUUCUGGAUGCUCGUCACCUGGUGCCUCUGGUUUCUGCCAGAUGGGCUGAGCAGCACAGUUCAGAUUCUGUUCACUCUGAGUGCCACUGCACUGCUUUACUACUACAUCCGGACCUGCAGGACAGACCCUGGUUUCAUCAGAACAACAGAAGAGAAGAAGAAAAUGAAUGUGGUGGUGUUGGCCGAAGCUGGCUUUUUGGAUCCAAGGGUAUUCUGCACCUCUUGUAUGGUGAGAAAGCCACUGAGGGCUAACCACUGCUUCAGCUGUGACGCCUGUGUGGCAAAGCAGGACCACCACUCUGCCUGGCUUAACACCUGCAUCGGUGCAAGGAACCACCAUUUCUUCAUCCUGUUUCUGCUCUCGCUGGUGUUGACGGGGUGUUGGAUGCUGUUCGGCUGCGUCUCCUACUGGUCCACUCAUUGUUCACUGCACUAUGAGGAUCAGGGCCUGUGGAGCGCGGCCUCAGCUCUGUUCGGCUGCUCUCCUUGGGUCCUCGCCAUCUUCCUGCUCUCUCUUUAUCACACCUGCUGGUCUACCUUGGUCUUGAUGAUCCAACUCUAUCAGAUCGCCUUCCUGGGGAUAACUUCAGCAGAAAUUCCAACUUUAAGGUUCCAACAAAGGAAAUUCAGACCCUCUGCCUCUUUGAAACAAAAUCCUUUCAACAUGGGUGUGGUGCAGAACCUGGUGUCGUUCUUUCAGCUGCGCUGUUGUGGAUUCUGCAAGCCAGUUGUUACGGACUGGACGCAGCAGCAGCACCCGCCGCAGUGUGACCAGUUUUUGUUCGAUCAAGGCAACAUGGUCUGACCUCCUCCCCCCUAUCCCUCAGGGUCAGACUCUGGUUCUGGACCAAAAGCACAGAAUGUAUUUAUUCUUGUACGUGUUGGUUCCUCUCAAAGGGAGGCUGUGGUACUGUGGGAACACAAACCAACAUGUGGACUCUGUCAUUCAGCUGAUCUCUGUACAGACUGCUGCUGCUGCCUUAUACUUGACCGAAGUGAGGAAAGGGAACAUCAGAUCCAUGGCAACGUGGAUGAAUAACCAUUAAAGUCCUAAGCUGUAAUUGAAAGGAUGUGCUGUUUAUAUAUUACAGAAAAUCUAAAGCCUAUUUUUAUCAUCCGUUCUGACAUUUAAAAACAAUCUUUGUAUGUGUACGAUGGUUUUAUCACUUUUGUAAGAGUUGCAUGUGUUUAUUAACAACCACUAUGAUGGUUCAAUAAAGCAACUUUGUGCCUGUUUUUGGA